Caenorhabditis briggsae is the source of this 423-nucleotide messenger RNA. The coding region runs from base 1 to 423 and encodes 140 amino acids. The transcript has 3 exons. Lineage: Eukaryota; Metazoa; Nematoda; Chromadorea; Rhabditida; Rhabditidae. The record is from RefSeq and is a predicted model, not a curated record.
AUGGUUCGAAAAUCUCAUUGUGGUUAUGGAUUCUUCCUGAUCAUUGCUCUACUAUUGACUCUGGCGUCUGUUUUCACUCCAGGGUGGCGUAGUUAUAAAGGCAACGGAGCCCCGGACAUCGGAUUGAUCUCCAGAUACUGUGGAAAUGGAGUUCGGGAAGUGAACCAGUACGACUGCAAGGCAUACGGUAGAUUCCAACUACCAUUCGAGAAGGCAACCCUGGCAUUCAUGAUCAUUGCGAUUAUUCUGGAGAUUGUGUCAUUGGGAUUGUAUCUCCAAUCGACGUCAUACGAGCUUCUGGCCAAUGUCUACUUGGGAUACUCCUAUUGGAUCGCUGUCAUCGCCGCGGUCUUCCUUCUGAUUUCUUGCAGUCUUUCUGGAACAUUGAUUGGACCAACUGAGAAUACUGAGCACUUGCAUUGA